Molecule: messenger RNA, 6425 nt
Organism: Polypterus senegalus (gray bichir)
Lineage: Eukaryota; Metazoa; Chordata; Cladistia; Polypteriformes; Polypteridae
Product: NACHT, LRR and PYD domains-containing protein 3-like
Exons: 12
Coding region: 336-3431 (1031 amino acids)
Cellular component (GO): cytoplasm
Molecular function (GO): protein binding
Source: RefSeq, a predicted model, not a curated record
CAGCUGCCGGAGUCGAGGUGUCUGCUGCUGCUCCUGCUACUGCUUCACUGCUUCUUUCACCAUCUAGAUGACAGCUGAAGUUUGGCUGAAAGGACACUGAGUGCCACUCUGAUCAGAUAGUCUGUCAUCCUGACGUAUUCAAAUGGAAUCAUACUCCUCUAAGACCCAACAGAGGUCUGGAAAUGCGUACUUUAAGAGAAGAAGACAUGAUGAAGAGGUCGAUGCUCUGUCUGGUUUGACACAGAAGUUUUCUGAAGUUAUUAAAACAUUCAAUCAUGAGGAUCUCCUUAAGCUCACCGAGUACUACAAGCCCUACCUGGCCUAUGUGAUUGAGUAUGACAUUAGAAGUGUCCUUCAGAACCUGGUUACCAAGAAAAUCCUCACCAACAAUGAGGCCAAGAAAUUCGAAACCAAAGGAGACAAUGAGGGGACACAAGGUGUGGAGUCCUUCAUCAGUUGACAUGAUGAAGAAAAACAGAGUGGUGCUGAUCAGCCUGUGGGAGGCGCUAGCUGAAGAACUUGUGAGAUUUCCAUCACCUAACCUGCCAAGAAUCCUGAAGGAGGUGACAGAGGGAGGACUGGACCUCUUGAAUGACAUUCAGUCCAGUGUUCACAUUCCCACUCAUAUUAAAGGCCUCCAUGAGACACACAGAGGUGGUGUGUUUGAAUCCACAAAAACUUUGGAGGAUCAGGCUUCUCUUGAAGAUCCACACACCAGAGUUAUGGGCUUUGAGACUCGAUACACAGAUCUGAUGGUCAUCAAACAGUACAAAAGAACCUACAGUGAGAGGCUCCAUGAACUUGAGAAGACGGGGAGAACACAUGCAGAGCUGGUGGAGGAGAAGACAAAAGUGAAAUGUGAGCGAAUCUGGACUGAGCAGCUUUUUAGAAAAAGUGCAAGAAGUGAGACACACCCUCACAUUGUGGUGGUCAGUGGGGUGGCAGGAAUUGGGAAGACCACCAUGGUCCAGAAGAUUAUGUUUGACUGGGCCAGAGGCAGUCAGUACCAGAGGUUUGCAUUUGUGUUCCUGUUUAAGUUCAGGGAGCUCAACCUACUAGACACGGAGACAGAGCCACAGAUGCCUCUGACCAGGCUGAUUGUAAGGCACUAUAAAUAUCUCAAUGACCCAAGACUGAGAGAAAUCCUGAAGAAACCUGAAUCUCUCCUCUUUAUAUUUGAUGGGCUGGAUGAGUACAAACACAAACUGGACUUUACACAGAGUAAGCUCUGCUCAAACCCAGAGGAGGGCUACGUUCCUGUGCACAUCCUGUUCACCAGCCUGGUCAGAAGGACAUUAAUGGAUGGCUGUACAGUUUUGAUCACAAGUAGACCAACAACGCUGGAAGCCCUGGCCAUGGAGAGAGUUGAUCGAUUUGCAGAGAUCCUGGGGUUCUUCCCUGAACAAAGGCUGAUGUAUUUUCAGAAGUUCUUUGGUGAUGCUGAUCAGAGCACUGAGGCUUUUCAGUAUGUGGAGGAGAACGCCAUCCUGUACACCAUGUGCUUCAACCCCUCGUACUGCUGGAUUAUCUGCUCUGUGCUGAAGAGCCACUUCAUGACACCUGAAGAAGAGCGAGGAGCUGCUCCCAGGACCAUCACUGAGCUGUUUGUGAUAUUCCUUUACAACAUUCUCACCAAUCACAAACGAGAAGCUGAAGAUCCUCGGGAUUUUCUGGUCAAACUAGGAAAGAUGGCUUAUCAUGGGGUAGUCAACAGAAGUCUUGUGUUUUAUGAAAAUCAAGAGAUGUCCACAUUUGGUUUACGACCAGUCCUGUCCUCUCCAUUCCUCUCAGGGUUCCUCAAAGAAAUCCUUCAGAGAGAAAGCACUCUGGAGCACACAACCUACACAUUCUACCACCUCACCAUACAGGAGUUCAUGGCUGCCUGCUUCUUCUACCUCGAUCCAUCAGGAGGUGUUGAGGACAUGCUUGUGAAGCUGGAAUCGUGUAAAGAUGGCCGGUUUGAGAUUCUCACUCGAUUCCUGGCAGGACUUGCCAGGCCUUCUGUAUUUAAAACACUGGGUGGAAUCCUGGGGGAGUUUAAGAGGAAAACAGCAAAGCGAAUACUGGAGUGGGUGAAGCAAAAAGCUGAACAGGCACUAUGGAGAGGAGAUAAAAGUGAAGCUCUGCGAGUGUGUCAGUGGCUCUAUGAGACUCAGAAUAAGAGAUUAAUCAGAGACGCCAUUGGGAAGGAUUUAAAGAUGGAUUUUAGUGAGACGACCUUAUCUCCUCUGGACUGUGCUGUGCUGGGUUCCAUCAUUAGCUGCUGUGGAGAGGUUGAGGAGCUCAAACUGUUUAAGACACAGCUUACCUCAGAGUGCAUCAGGAGACUCAUGCUGGGACUCAUCUGCUGCAGACAAGUCAAGUUUGAUGAGUCCAUUCUUAAAGGAGUUCAACAGUUCACAAGGAGACAACAAGUUACAACAAUGAGAAGAGCAGAAGGGCACAUAAUAAAGUGUGAGGUUCUGACACUUGUGUUUCUAUGCCCCAAGCACCAGGGCACUUUACUAAGGAGUUUGAGCAGAGCCUUUAAAUUGGGUCCCUCUUUACUGGUCACAGUGACACUUCACAUAUUGCACCCCAUGUCUGUCCACAUGUCCUCUCUUCUCUCUCUUUAUCUUCACAGUUUUGACACAUGUGGUCUCACCUCCACAUGCUGCUCAGCUUUCUCCUCAGCUCUUUCUUCUCCAUACUCACGACUGACGGAACUGGACCUGAGCUUCAACAGCAACCUGGGGGAUUCAGGAGUGAAUCAUCUGUGUGAGGGGCUGAGGAGUGAAAACUGCAAAUUAGAGACACUGAACCUAUCUGUUUGUCGUUUCACCUCCAGAUGUUGCUCAGCUCUCUCCUCAGCUCUUUCUGGUCCACACUCACGACUGACUGAACUGGACCUGACCAGCAACAACAUGGGGGAUUCAGGAGUGGAUCAGCUGUGUGAGGGGCUGAGGAGUGAAAACUGCAAAUUAGAGAAACUGCACCUUUCUCGUUGUGGUCUCACCUCCACGUGUUGCUCAGCUCUCUCCUCAACUCUUUCUUCUCCACACUCACGACUGACUAAACUGAACCUGAACAGAAACAACUUGGAGGAUUCAGGAGUGGAUCAGCUGUGUGAGGGGCUGAGGAGUGAAAACUGCAAAAUAGAGAAACUGGGCCUGCACUCAUGUGGUCUCACCUCCAGAUGUUCCUCAUCUCUCUCCUCAGUCCUCUCUUCUCCACACUCACAGCUGACUGAACUGAACCUAAACUUCAACAAACUGGGAGAUUCAGGAACUCAUCAGCUAUGUGAGGGUCUGCGGACCCCAAACUGUAAAUUAGAGAUACUGGAGCUGCUGUUUAAUGGGAUCAGUGAGAGUGAGAGGACGAACCUGAGGUCACUACAGGAGGAGCUGAACAAGACUGGACGCCAGGUGAAUAUCAAUACAGAAGAAGACUGAACAUGCUGAUCAACUGACCCCAGUGAUGGCACCCCCUGUCCUCUCUCUCUGAAUUAUUCUCUUUAUUCUUUUAUAAUCCCCUCUGCUCUCUUCCACAUUUCAUAAACUCUCCAUGUCUUCUUCUCACCCUGUGUGAUUCUUCUUUAAACUCACUUGUGCUCCUCCACCCUGUCACCCUGAACUGGUCACCAAGCUCCACAAGUUCAGACCAGAGACACCUGAAUUUCAUCACCAAGAGAACUACAGUGAGAACUGUCCUCUGAAACUAGCUGGGGUUACAAAGCCCACUGGGGAGAGCAGCAGGAGCAAACACAGGUGAACAGUCCAGUUGUAGGAUGGUGGAGAGUGAAGCCAAUCUUGGCAUUGGUGACAAAUUCUGGACAGGCACCAGGCUUUCACAGGUCAAGCUGAUGGCCCAUCUGAGCAGAAACCUCAUAAACCUACUGCCUGCUCCUCAACAUCAUAUGGUGUUGCUUGAACCUGUGUCUGCUCCACUCCUAGUUCACUGCCUCAUUUGCACACAAUUAAUGUCAUCUUCUGUUUGUGAGUGAAUAGACUCUACCAUGUGCUGGUUUGGACUUCUGUGACACUUGAUCACACACAAGGCUCAGGUCUCUUUGUCUUCUUUGUCAUUCCCUCAUUGUCACCUCAAUGUCUCCUCCACUCAUGUCAUCUUUAUAGAGCAGUGACCUGAACAAGCGAGCCAUUUAAAAAUAAAUGAGAGCAAAAGAAAAGGAUAAGGAGAACUCAGGCCUGUUGGUGUAGAAAGUGUGAGGGACUGGCGGCCCACCCAGGGUUGGAUCUCAUACAUUGAACCUGAUGUUGACCUUGAACUGGACUGAGUGGGUUCAGAAAAUGGAGGGAUGGUGGACACCAAAGCCAACUGGGAAUUAAGAGGGAGUUGAACUUAAAUGAGGCCCUUGGAUGAUGGAGUGUGAAACUUCAGCUUGAAAGUGGGCUUCUCCAGGACAGCUGAACAAGGAGCAGAGUGUGGACAGAUGGACUUUGAGUGUGACAGAGGAGAAAAGACAGAGAUACAAACAAGGGUGCAAGAAGAAGAGCUACAAAGACAAAGAUGGUUAGAGAGAUGGGGGACAGAUGAGUACAGAAAAGGAAAGCCAAAUAGGACAGAGGGGGACAAUAAAUGGAGGAGAGAAGGAAUAUUUAAACGUGAAACACAGGGAAAGCUCAGUUACAUUAGAAUGGAGCAGAGAAUUUGAUUUCCAAGGUCAGAAACCUUGAAGGAGACAUGAUGGCCAUCUACACCCUCUUCUGAGCCAAUAAGGGUGAAGAUCUUUGUGAACAAGAAGACUCUGCUCUGCCUCAGUUGUGGUUGAAACAGAUCUAUAACAUAUCAGAAUGUGAAGAAGUGAAGUUGGAUGACAUCCUCCACUAGAAAGAGGAGUGAAGUGAAUAAGAUGAUAAGAGUACAAGGAUGGAGAAGUGAGGAGGUGACAGUAAAUAUGACAGACAGUGACGCCAGUGCAAACGUCAUGAGGAGUCACAGAUUGUGGACUCUGAUUAUUUCACUGAUGAGAAUGACGACAGUGUUGGAUCAGCAUAAUGAGGGAGGAGUUUAGGUAAAGUUUCCUUUCAAAAGAUGAUGCUGACUGACACACAUUAAAUGUCCAACAUGAAGAGACUCAUUCUAGUUUGUCCAGGCUGUUAGUGUCAGUUUGAAUACAAUGUUCACAGUCCUGCUCCUCUUAACCCCUACAGGACCCUCAGAGGGCUAGCUUUGGGUGGACUCAUCCAUAUGACUAAGUUUAGGUGCUAAGGAUUGGUAGUAUUGACAGUGGGCAUCAUGGUGACAGCCAGGUGAGCUAGGUGGGUGAGAAGUGGGGGUCUUUUAUCACUGAGACAGGUCAGGAUAGAGGAGCUGAUGAGGUGGUGUGAAGAAGACCUCAACUCAAACCAUGUCUCUGUCAGGCUCAGCUCAUUAGCCAGACCCCUGUACUGGUGAUCCACCAGACUGUUAUACCCGGUCACCCUCCCCAUCCAACUCCACACAUCUCUCAUUUUACUGUGCUGCUCAAGUUAGCCCUCCAUACCUUCAGCUCUAAAGACUUUGUUUGUAAUGUGUGACCGAGUUCACUAACAGGAGGGCACUUCACUGUCUUGGUGAUGACCGUGCUGUCAACACACACGUCUGCUACACAUGAAUACACCGUUAUGAAUGACUGCACAUGUAAGUCUCAUUACUCUCUGAUGUCCACUUCUUCACACUCAUUGGCUCCUGCUGGACUAUGGACUUAUAAACAGGCCUAUCAGUAACAAGUUUGGAAUUCUGAAAUUUCCAGUAUGUCCAGAAUAGCCAGCGGACUUCAGAAACUAAAGGACACAUCUGUGAAGUGCAGACAGCCCACUGGUACAUUCCUGCUGGACCUCACAGACUGGACAUCAGAACAGGACUACAAAGCACAGGGCCAUGAGGGGAUCAGUUUAAGGUGGGCUAUUUAGAGAAGACCACAAGGAGUUCAUCUCAUAGAUUUACUGUUUGGAAUAAUGGAAACCUAAAAAUAAAAAUGAUUUAUGAACUUUGGGUUAAAAAUUAAUAGCUGGAGUACAAACAGACAUUAAUUAUAAAGAGUAUUACAGGAAAUUUUAUAUUUCUGUUAAUCUUCAGGUAUAUUUGGCAGUAAAAGGAGGGACCCCUGUGGAUGAGAGGACAAUUAGAAGGAGUUGUGGUGAGCGUCCAGUAGAAACAUUGAAAGAAUGUACAGGGGGCCAGUAAAUUACAGCGAGGAGACAUUUGGAGUUGUGGACUUGUUGAGUGAUUUUUAAGAUCUUUCCUGCUAGAUGAGCACAUCCUCGUUGUUACAAUGUCACAGAAUUUUAUAUUUGGAAAACAAAACGUGGACGAUACAUAAUAAAUACAAACUGAAUAACGAAUAAGAGUAAAGAGGACACAAAUGUGCAGGGAAUUCAUCACAUUUAUGAAAUGUAAAAAGCAGAGAUAAGCUCCAGAGAUUUAAAAUAAAUCCAUGUCAUGUU